Molecule: messenger RNA, 1925 nt
Organism: Medicago truncatula (barrel medic)
Lineage: Eukaryota; Viridiplantae; Streptophyta; Magnoliopsida; Fabales; Fabaceae
Product: receptor-like protein 51
Exons: 1
Coding region: 260-1543 (427 amino acids)
Molecular function (GO): protein binding
Source: RefSeq, a predicted model, not a curated record
UAAGCCAUGAAGUAAUCCCAAUCCCAAGUCCCAACUGUCACAGACCUGUGCAAUGCAAAGGCUUCUCUCUCUCUUCUAAAUAUGUGCCCCAUCUCUCUAUUUUACACUUUCCCAUACUAAUCUUUGUACUCACUCUAACAUCUCACUUUUUCAACCAUUGCUUCCAUACUUCUUUCUCUUUAUCCCACACUCUCUCUAUCCCUCUUCCAUCCUUCAGUUUCUCAGUUCUGCUUGUGCACCUGUUACCUAUCAUCAAGCUAUGAAACCAUCACCACCACCUCCAUUACUUCCUAUUCUCCUCUUCACCAUCUUCUUCCUCUUCCCCACCAUUAUCACCUCAGUUUCUCUACCUCUUCCACCUAAAUCAUCACCUUCUUCACCUUCCACUUCCACUUCCACUCUUGAGCCAAACCAACUCAAAGCCCUUCAAUCCCUCAACAUCCCCACAUCAAAGAACCCUUGCAUCCAACCAUCUUUCCACAAUGCCACACAAUGUGACUCUUCAAAACCCUUUAGCCACCUCAUUUCCCUUACCCUUUCAAACUGUUCAACCUCCCUAUCUCUCUCCUACAAUGCCCUCAAAUCCCUCUCUACCCUCCAAUCCCUUCACUUCCUUAACUGCCCCAUUGCUCCAAUUCACUUCCCUCCUCAACUCACAUCCUCUCUUCUCUCCUUCACCUCCAUCAACAGUCUCCACAAGAUCUCAGGUGUAUGGCUCUCUCACCUAGCAAACCUCACUGAUCUCACUGUCUCAAAUACCCCAAUCAAAGCUUCUGGACCUUAUGUUAUCCUUGCUCACAUGAAAAAGCUCAAAACUUUAACCAUUUCCAAUUCCAAUCUCACUGGUUUUCUACCAAAAUACAUCCAUUCCAACCUGACCCACAUAGAUUUUUCAUCCAACAAUCUCAAAGGAAACAUACCCUUUUCCAUUACCAUGCUUGAUGGCCUUGAAAGUUUGAAUCUUUCUUCAAAUGGGCUGAAGGGUGAGAUACCCUCUUCAUUAGGGGACUUAAUUUCCCUUAAAAAUCUUUCUUUGGCUUCAAAUUCAUUUUCAGGGUCUAUCCCAGAUUCAAUUUCUGCAAUUCCAGGUUUGGUUCACAUGGAUCUGAGUUCAAACCAGCUCAAUGGAACAAUUCCAAAGUUCAUUUCAGAAAUGAAGAACCUCAAGUACUUGAAUCUUGCUAACAAUAAUCUUCAUGGGGUUGUUCCAUUCAACUUGAGUUUUAUCAAAAGUUUGACAAUGUUUAAGGUUGUUGGGAACAGUAACUUGUGUUAUAAUCAUUCAGUUUUGUCUUCAAAAUUGAAGCUUGAGAUUGCUGCUUGUGAUAAGUAUGGGAGGCCAAUGUCUCCACCACCUGCUAAAGAUUCUUCUGGAGAUGAUAGUAAUGAUUCAGAUUAUGAUGAAGAGGAUGAUGAAAGUAGCAUCCAUAAAAGAGAGCAUCAUCAUGGUCCAAACAAAUUUGUUCUUGGUGUGGCAAUUGCUCUUUCUUCCAUUGUCUUUUUGAUUGUGUUCUUAAUCCUAUGUUCAAAGUGCUGUCGCUGAAGAAACUUUUUUAUUAUUUUUUUCACUUUAUAGAAUUUGGAUGGAUUAGGAAAUUGAUAAUUUAAGGCAAUUGGUGCUUAUUUAAUUAAUUAAUUUAUUAUAUAAUGGUUAGCAAAAGAGAAAUGGGAGGUGAUUGCAAAAGAGAAAAUGAAAAGAAAAAAAAUGCUCUUUUUUGUUUUGGUUGGGUGAUAUAGUAUAUGAAAGGCACCCAUUAGAAAUAGGAGAAUGGAAAAAACAAUGAAUUGGAAUUUUAUUUUAGCUUCUUUUACUAUUAUAAUGUAGUAAUCAGAUGCUUUCUGCAGUGCAAUAAGUUACAAAAUUUGCAUGGAAUGCUUGGCUAGCAUACUUCUCUUUAGUCUUCAGUACUGUUAAACUAUUUUAA